AUGAUGAGUCUGACCAACCCGCCAUCAGUCGCUUCUGGCCCUGGCUCAGUGCGGUCGGGCACGCUCAAGAGAAGCGUCCAGGCAGCGUUUGAAGCUUUAUUGCAAACGCCGCGUUCGUACCUACUGUCACUUUACCCCCUUGACUACCCAGUUUUUGCCCUUUCGCCUGACUCGAGUUGA
Colletotrichum orchidophilum is the source of this 180-nucleotide messenger RNA. RefSeq lists its product as uncharacterized. The record is from RefSeq and is a predicted model, not a curated record. The transcript is spliced from 2 exons. NCBI's taxonomy places the organism in Eukaryota, Fungi, Ascomycota, Sordariomycetes, Glomerellales, Glomerellaceae. Bases 1 to 180 code for a protein of 59 amino acids.